AAUAAAAUCAGUGAAAACGCAGCGAAACGCAACUACCGCAACUAUAGGAACACCCACAACUAAGGGAACACUUACCCUAUUUCGGUUCCGUUUUGGUGGAGUGUUGAGGCCAAGCGCAUUUAAUAAAUGGCUUGGCAUUUACGCGUUCGCUCGGAGUGGCAUUUACAGAUGCGAAGCAAAAUUAGUGAAAAAUAAGUUCCCAAGUGAAUCAUCCGGAGAUCCAAAGUCUAGAUCAAAAUAUUGUGAAUCUGAUAAGCAGAUAACAGUCGGGAACAGAAAGGGAAUUGAUUUGCCGCUCGGGGAAAUGUACUGUUUGCAAUGUUUGAUUCCGGUGCUGCUGAUUCCGAAGCCAACGAAUCCGGCCCUAAUGCAAACGCACGUAAUGUUUAUAGUGCUGUAUCUGAUCGGAUUCUUCCUGGAACGUAAACCGUGCACAAUCUGCAGUCUGGUCUUUCUGGCGGCUGUGUUUCUGAUCUGCAACAGCGGCGUCGGGAAUUGCCUGUUCUGGGGCAACUGCGAGGGUCACACUUGUGACAACGGCUAGUGCUCCCCCGAAUACAAACGACCAGACAUCGAACCGAAACCGGAAGAACGGGCUUGGAGGCAGAGGAGGCGCGGAGUUCCAAAGGUCCAACCUGCUGCAAACAACCGAAAUCCUCUGGUUCUAAUUUUACACUAAACUGUUGAAAGCUCUAAAGUAAGUGUUGUGUCCUAUUUUUAAACUACUAUUAACAAAUAACAAAACAAACCGAAUAAGUUACAUAUGUGAAUCGAUAACAAACGAAAUGAAGUGAGGAAAUUCAACCAAAGUGUGUGCAUUCUAGUUCCAUUUAUAUUUGUUUGUCUUUGUAGAAGUUCAAAACAAUAUCAGCAGAACGAUCGAGUUCUAUCCAAACCUUUUCAAAAGCCAUUGGAGUGGGAAGUUAACAUUCAUAGUUUCUAGUUGUUUUGUCGGUAGUUUUCUUCCACUCCCAUUUUUUUUUAUCUUUUUUUAAAUUCUAAAUUGUGAUAGGACGCAUAUUAAAACGAAUGAGGAAAAAACAGGUAUCUUUUUCGAACAUUUUGAUCAAUGCAAUAAAAAUCAAACGAGAGCUAACGCAGCAUCAAGAUGACGUAAAGCUACCAACGGAGUUUUUUUUUCUUCGAUUUUACAAUAUAAGUGUAGUGUGGUAUCGUGAUAAAGGUCACAGGUAGACUGUUCUAGUUGUUACUAUGUGAUAAAAAAAAGUUCGUAAACGUUUUUGACUGUGCAUAACUAAAUCAGCUGCUUAUAACAGCCAACAACAACCGGUUACUUCUCUUCCUUCCCCUUAUUCAACUGUAGACAUAUAAUCGAUACAAAUUUUUGAGCAGAAUGGAAUUAACCGACAAGAAAAAUCCCCGAUUUCCAUGUGUAAAUACUAGUGAACAUAAUCUUGUACUAUUUAUUUUUGUAUUAUCUUUGAACCUUAGGUUAGCGUGUUGAAAAAUUUGAAACCAAUAAUACACAACUACUAGGUAUAACGAAUUAGCAAUGAGAUAAAACGAAGAUAUGAAGAUGAAAUAAAACAGAAGCGCUGUAAAAUGAAUUGAA
This is a messenger RNA of Aedes aegypti (yellow fever mosquito), 1573 nucleotides long. RefSeq names its product bladder cancer-associated protein (gene bc10). NCBI's taxonomy places the organism in Eukaryota, Metazoa, Arthropoda, Insecta, Diptera, Culicidae. The transcript has 2 exons. The record is from RefSeq and is a predicted model, not a curated record. Bases 305 to 544 code for a protein of 79 amino acids.